Pseudonaja textilis is the source of this 1519-nucleotide messenger RNA. The record is from RefSeq and is a predicted model, not a curated record. Lineage: Eukaryota; Metazoa; Chordata; Lepidosauria; Squamata; Elapidae.
UUCCGGUCAAACCCGGAAGCGGCCUUGGGCUGUUUUCCUUUCUUCCCCUUUGCGGGGGAAUAGACGAAAAUGGACCUUCUUAAGGCGGAGGUCGAGCGGAAGCGGAAGCUGGUGGAGGAGAAGGAGCUGCUGGUGGUGAGGAGGGGCGGAAGGCCUACCUCGCAGGGUUAUUGUUAUGGGGAGAUAACAGCCCCCCACCCCACCCCGGGGAGGCUGAAAUUCCAAGUUGCCAAGGUUGGAGAGCCCUGCGGAAAUUGUGCUUCUCUGCCCAGCUACAGAUGGUUAGAUCUGUGUUGUGUGUUCGUAUUGAAAGCUGUGGGUCAUAUCGUGUUCCCAAACCCGACGCAGGUGAGCGACGAGGCCGAAAAGGACGAAAACCCCGCGUCGUCUUCCAACCCGGUCCUGGAGCUGGAGCUGGCGGAGGAGAAGUUGCCCAUGACGCUGUCCAGGCAAGAGGUCAUUCGGAGACUGAGAGAAAGAGGGGAGCCCAUCAGGCUCUUUGGGGAAACCGAUUACGACGCCUUUCAGCGAUUGCGAAAAAUAGAAAUUCUGGCUCCGGAAGUGAACAAGGGAUUGAGGAAUGACUUGAAGGCGGCUUUGGAUAAGAUCGACCAGCAAUACCUGAACGAGAUCGUAGGAGGCCAGGAGCAAGGAGAGGAUGACGCGCAGAACGACCUCAAAGUCCACGAGGAGAACACGACCAUCGAAGAGCUGGAGGCAUUGGGAGAAUCCUUAGGUAGGGGUGAUGACCAUAAAGAUAUGGAUAUCAUCACUAAAUUCUUGAAGUUUCUUCUUGGAGUUUGGGCAAAGGAGCUGAACGCGAGAGAAGAUUAUUUGAAACGGGGCGUCCACGGGAAGUUGAACAGCGCGACCCAGAAGCAGACAGAGUCAUACCUGAGGCCUCUCUUCAGAAAACUCCGGAAAAGGACUCUGCCUGCAGACAUCAAGGAAUCCAUCACAGAUAUUAUCAAGUUUAUGUUGCAAAGAGAAUACGUGAAGGCCAAUGACGCCUAUCUCCAGAUGGCAAUUGGGAACGCGCCUUGGCCGAUUGGCGUCACCAUGGUUGGCAUCCAUGCCCGUACUGGCCGUGAGAAGAUCUUCUCCAAGCACGUGGCCCACGUUUUGAACGACGAGACUCAGAGGAAAUACAUCCAGGGUUUGAAGAGGCUGAUGACCAUCUGCCAGAAGCACUUCCCCACCGAUCCGUCCAAAUGUGUUGAGUACAACGCCUUGUGACCACGCUGCAACCUUCUUUCUGCUCCUGGGGCCCAGGCAAGAUGGGAGAAGGGACAGACUCUGUGCGCACUUCGCCUCUGAAGCUUGGAAGAAACGGCUGAAGUCAAGUUUGGCCCCUGUGUUGGACUUCAACUCCCAGAAUUCCCCAGCCAGCCGUGCAGUUCUGGGAGUUGAAGUCCACCCGUCUGCAUUUUGCCAGACUGGACAAGCACCGUCUGAGGUUCUGCCCAAGCAAUCAAUCACCACUGCUCAAGCUUCUAUCAACUUGUAUAUUUCUCUCUUU